Anopheles nili is the source of this 563-nucleotide messenger RNA. Its product is annotated as zinc finger protein 282-like. The transcript has a single exon. The record is from RefSeq and is a predicted model, not a curated record. Bases 96 to 563 code for a protein of 155 amino acids. NCBI's taxonomy places the organism in Eukaryota, Metazoa, Arthropoda, Insecta, Diptera, Culicidae.
CAAAAUCGCAGCGAAACAUCGGCACCACCGCAACUUCCAUACCGGCCUGGCGCUGCAAGACGUCAAAAUCGACCUCAAAAAUUUCCCUAACACCGAUGCUAACGACCGUCGGUCGCAUGAUGGUGGCAAAGAAAUCUUCUCCAUCGGGAGGCGGUGGUAGCAUGGUGGCAAUCAUGAAACCGCUCAAGACGACUGGCAACGGCAACGUGUUCCUCACGUCGACCGGUUCGCUGAUGGGCACGACGAUUACAGGUGGCUCGAACAGCAAUGCAAGCGGUGGUGGAGGUAGCGGCAGUAGUAAUGGUAGUAGCGCGGGCAGUGCCAGCUCCAUCGGUUGUCGUAAAGAGGAGAAGAUCUUGUUUCUGCAUGAGAACGAUGCAAAACCGUGGAAGUGCAAGAGUUGUGGGCGUAAUUACAAAUGGAAGAACAGCUUGAAGUGUCACAUCAAGAAUGAAUGUGGCGUGCCUCCGAAGUACUUUUGUGAGCGUAUGUGCGGAUACAAGACUCACAUACACAGCAACCUAAAACGCCACCUGAAUUCAAAGUUCUGUAAGCCCAACUGA